UUGCUCGGCGGAAGGGAACGGAACGGAGCUGAACCGGGCACUGGACCAUGCCGGGGGCGCGGGGCCGCCUCCCGUUGCUGCUGCCGCCGCUUCUGCUGCUGCUGCUCCCGGCGGCACCGGCGCCCCAGAGCUGCCUCAGCAGGCAGCAGCUCCUGGCCGCCAUCCGGCAGAUGCAGCAGCUGCUGAAGGGUCAGGAGACGCGCUUUGCCGAGGGUCUGCGUGUGAUGAAGAGCCGGCUGAGCACCCUGCAUGACUCCCUGGCCAAAGCCACCUCCGAGCCGAUGGCUGCCUCUUGCCCUGCUCUGAAAGCCCCCACUGAUGGGAAGAAGUUUGGCACCAAGUAUUUGGUGGAACAUGAGGUUCACUUCACCUGCAACCCGGGUUUCCAGCUCCUGGGCUCCAGCACAAGGACAUGCCAGGCCAAUGGCAGCUGGACUGGACAGGAGCCCCACUGUGCAGAGAUCAGUGAGUGCUCGAGCAGCCCCUGCCAGAAUGGUGGGACAUGCCUGGAGGGGCUGAACCAGUACAAGUGCCUUUGCCCACAGCAGUGGACUGGAGCCACCUGCCAGUAUCAGGCGCAGACAGCUCCCCCAGCCUGGAGUGUGACGGAUGACCCAGCAUUCAGCCGCCAGCCCCGCUGUGCCCAGAUUGACCAGACCCAGCACUGCAGCUGUGAGCCUGGCUUCCACAUGAGUGGCACAGCUGCCAACGCCCUCUGCCAGGACCUCAAUGAGUGUGAGGUGUACAAGCAGGAGGGGGGUCUCCAGCUCUGCGCCCAUACCUGUGUCAACCUCCCUGGCUCCUACCGCUGUGCCUGUCCUGAUGGCUAUAUCCUCCUGAGUGAUGGCAAGAGUUGUGAAGACAUUGACGAGUGUACCCUGUCCCAGGACAACUGCACAAGGGGGACCACCUGCAUCAACACAGGGGGGGGCUUCCAGUGCAUCAACCCACAAUGCCCCCAGCCCGCCGGCAAUGUCACCUAUGUCAAAACAGCACCCUUCCAGUGUGAGCGCAAUCCCUGCCCAAUGGAGAGCAGAUCGUGCCACCAAGCACCCAAAACCAUCUCUUUCCACUACCUUCCCCUGCCCUCCAACCUGCUGACGCCCACCCCGCUCUUCCGUAUGGCCACGGCAGCUGCACCCGGUCGGCCGGGACCUGACAGCCUGCGCUUUGGCAUUGUGGGGGGCAACAACCGCGGCCACUUCGUGAUGCAGCGCUCAGACCGGCAAACUGGAGAGCUCAUCCUGGUGCAGAGUCUUAAGGGGCCCCAGACCAUCCAAGUGGAUGUGGACAUGUCUGAGUACCUGGAUCGUGUCUUUCAGGCCAAGCAUGUGUCCAAAAUCACACUCUUUGUCUCUGCAUACGAGUUUUAAGGGAGGUUGCAUCUGGGGAGGUGAUGGUCCCUGCUCAGCAUCCUCCACCCCAAGCGCUGGCCCUGGAUGCAGGCAUCUAACGGGAGCUCCAGGAGACAUGUCAUACUGAAGCAAACCAUCCUUCUCUCUGCAUUAUGGUUAUUAUGCUCAGGCAGGUUUUAUACCCCCAUAAAAGGCAAAUGAGGUGCAAAAGAAACAAGGUGCAUGGGUUAACCCAUUCACCCAGGUGCAGGAACAGAGCAUUGUCCUCACCUGAGGCUCCUGAAGGGCCAUGUCCUCCAUGGUGCAGAAAACAGCGGACAGAACCCGCAGCCCUUAUUUCCUUUUUAAUUUUCCCUUUCUUUUUUAGUAAAUAAGUUCAGCUGGUGCAUGCUGAAGAAGGGAGGCUCAUGGUGGCUACCGUUCUCCUCCCUGCUGGCCCAGGAUUGCUUGCACUGACCCCAGCUGCAUGAAAACAUGCCUCUGCUGCCCUUUGGAUGCUGAUAAAUCUCACAGCAGCCUGCAGGGAUGCAACUAGACUGGAAUCUCAAUUCCCUGGGGUUUCCUAGCACUGGAAAAAUCCAUGACCAUCCAUCCCUACAAGACCUGGCUGGCUCCGGGUGCAAGCAGGACACUGCUGGUGGGCAAAGGAGGAAUCCCAGUGCUCUGCAGGAUGUGCUGGAGUCAUCCCAUGCUUCCACCCAUAGUCAACAGUUCCUUCAACCUCCUGAACUGGGUUGUGUGUGUGCAUCCUCCUCACUGCAGGCUGUGACUUCAGGGAGGGCUUUGACUGUGUAUUGAGGGAGGCUGAGGUGUGAAUAUUUCAUUUUUAUUUCCUCCUCCUGUGGGGGACAACACAUACACUUCCCUGGUCUUACACCCUUCCCCGUCAGUUCCUCGGUGCUUGUGCAUGUUACCUACACCUCCUGACGUUAUGCAUGUUUCUGUGUUAUGCUGAGCACAAUUAAAUACUUGAGCACAAUUAAAUAUAACCUCUGAUCAAGCACAGAGUGGAAUAAAAGUACCCCACAUACAUGGGGCCACGUUGUGAUGCUCAC
Dryobates pubescens (Downy woodpecker) is the source of this 2410-nucleotide messenger RNA. RefSeq names its product fibulin 7 (gene FBLN7). The record is from RefSeq and is a predicted model, not a curated record. Bases 48 to 1373 code for a protein of 441 amino acids. The transcript is spliced from 8 exons. NCBI's taxonomy places the organism in Eukaryota, Metazoa, Chordata, Aves, Piciformes, Picidae. Gene Ontology annotation, molecular function: calcium ion binding.